Messenger RNA from Spea bombifrons (plains spadefoot toad), 6851 nucleotides. RefSeq names its product chromodomain helicase DNA binding protein 5 (gene CHD5). Gene Ontology annotation, biological process: chromatin remodeling; negative regulation of transcription by RNA polymerase II. The record is from RefSeq and is a predicted model, not a curated record. Gene Ontology annotation, molecular function: chromatin binding; ATP binding; histone binding. Gene Ontology annotation, cellular component: nucleus; chromatin; NuRD complex. NCBI's taxonomy places the organism in Eukaryota, Metazoa, Chordata, Amphibia, Anura, Pelobatidae. Bases 488 to 6265 code for a protein of 1925 amino acids. The transcript is spliced from 40 exons.
GAGUCUGCAAGACAAAGAUCUGCCUUUGCUAUUGAAUGGCACCAGGGACAAGUGACCUGGGUGCCUGUCCCACCAUAGCCAGGAAGCAUGGCUUGUGCAAGCACUUGGUGCUUGCCUUCUUUGUCCCUGUGGGGGGGUUUCUGCUGGCAUUGCUGGAACCAUGGCACAGACCAGCAGUGCUAGGCAAAAUGGCUGUGUCCUGCUUUGUAUUAUAUUACUGUAUGCACAUAAUUUAUGCGCUGGGAAAGGUCUGUGCAUGUCAGUGUGGAGCUGGGUUCUCUCCGAGCAUCUUUGCAAUUAGCCUUGGCGCAGUCUGUCAUGCCAUUGGAGAUGAACAUGACUUCCAGCUACAGAAAAUGUAUCUUUUUGGACUAAUAGCAGAAAAACAGCAUUACUUAUUCAAAAAAAAAUAAUAAUAAUCAUCGUAGCUUGAUGCCCAGCAGAGGAGCCGCCGCCGGCCCCGGGAUCAGUGUUUGUGUUGAUCAGAAUGGAAGAAGAAGGAGUAAUGGAAGCAAUUGAAGAUUUUUUCUCAGAAGAACACGUCAGCACACCUAAGAAAAAGAAAUCAAAGAAAUCAAAGGAAGGCAAAACAUCCAAGACCAAGAGGAAAAAGAAGGAGGGAAGUGAGGAGGAUCUCUCAGAGAAUGACGACGGGGUGAUGGAAAGGACAGAGAGUGAAGGAAGCGACUAUGCUCCAAAUAAAAAGAAGAAGAAAAAGUUAAAGGAAAAGAAAGAGAAAAAAGCUAAACGAAAAAAGAAAGAUGAUGAAGAUGAGGAUAACGAGGAAGGAUGUAUGAAGGAGCCGAAAACAUCAGCUCAGCUAAUGGAGGAGUGGGGCCUGGACAAUGUGGAUUAUUCAUUUUCUGAAGAAGAUUAUCACACUCUGACUAAUUACAAAGCAUUCAGUCAGUUUCUCAGGCCGUUAAUUGCCAAGAAGAAUCCUAAAAUCCCAAUGUCCAAGAUGAUGACUGUGCUUGGUGCCAAAUGGAGAGAAUUUAGUGCCAAUAACCCAUUAAAGGGAAGCUCGGCAGCCGCGGCUGCAGCAGCAGUUGCAGCUGCGGUCGAAACGGUGGCAGUUACAGCCCCUCUGUUGGUCGUCCCCCCGCAGCCCGUUCAACCUGCACCCGUCAGGAAGGCAAAAACCAAGGAAGGAAAAGGUCCAGGUGUAAGAAAAAAAGCCAAAACAUCCAAAGAUUCCAAGAAAAAAGGAAAAGGGAAGAAAACGGCAAAUCUAAAAUUUAGAUUUGGAGGAAUGGCGAGUAAAAGGAAAAAGGGAUCUUCUAGUGAAGAAGAAGAGCGAGAUGAAUCAGACUUUGAUUGUGCCAGCAUCAAUAGUUCCUCCGUUCGAUCGGAUAUCUCUGCAGGUCUGGGGAAGAGAGGAAAAAGAGGAAGAAAGAAAAAGAGAGUUGACGAAGGUGACGGGUAUGAAACAGACCAUCAGGAUUAUUGUGAGGUUUGUCAGCAGGGAGGGGAGAUUAUUCUGUGCGACACCUGUCCCCGUGCCUAUCACCUUGUAUGUCUGGAUCCAGAACUGGAAAAGGCCCCGGAGGGCAAAUGGAGCUGUCCACACUGUGAAAAGGAAGGUAUCCAAUGGGAACCAAAGGAGGAAGAAGAGGAAGAAGAAGAAGGAGGUGAAGAAGAGGAGGAGGAUGAUGACCACAUGGAAUUUUGUCGUGUUUGUAAAGAUGGCGGGGAACUUCUGUGCUGUGACACUUGUCCUUCUUCUUACCAUUUGCACUGUCUUAAUCCACCUUUGCCUGAAAUACCAAAUGGGGAAUGGUUAUGCCCGCGCUGUACGUGUCCGCCUUUAAAAGGCAAAGUUCAAAAAAUUCUACAUUGGGUGUGGAGAGAACCCCCGACUUCAGGGCCUCCAGAGAAGGACGCCAUUAUGCCACCUCCGAAGCCAAUCGAGGGUAUCCCCGAGCGGGAAUUCUUUGUGAAAUGGGCCGGGCUUUCUUACUGGCACUGUUCGUGGGUUAAAGAGUUACAGCUGGAGCUCUACCACACAGUGAUGUUUAGAAAUUACCAAAGAAAGAACGAUAUGGAUGACCCGCCGCCGUUUGAUUACGGCUCAGGGGACGAAGAGCGUCAGUCUGAGAAACGUAAAAACAAAGAUCCGCAGUACGCAAAGAUGGAAGAAAAAUAUUAUCGUUACGGCAUAAAACCAGAGUGGAUGAUGAUACAUCGGAUAAUGAACCACAGUUAUGAUAAGAAGGGAGACGUCCAUUAUCUGAUUAAAUGGAAAGACCUACCGUAUGAUCAGUGUACGUGGGAAAUCGAUGACAUCGACGUUCCAUAUUAUGAGAAUUUUAAACAGGCAUAUUGGGACCACAGACAUUUAAUGCUGGGCGAAGACGCAAGAGUUCCAAACAGAUUUAGGAGAAACAAACAACAUAAGGAAGAGCAACUGGAAAAACCUCCUUUAACACCAAUUGUUGAUCCUACCGUCAAAUUUGACAAACAGCCUUGGUACAUUGACUCGACUGGAGGGACUUUACAUCCGUACCAGCUGGAAGGAUUAAACUGGUUGAGGUUUUCUUGGGCACAGGGAACAGACACCAUUCUCGCAGAUGAAAUGGGUCUGGGGAAGACAGUCCAAACUAUUGUGUUCCUUUAUUCGCUGUAUAAGGAGGGUCAUUCUAAAGGUCCGUAUCUGGUCAGCGCGCCACUGUCUACCAUUAUUAACUGGGAACGUGAAUUUGAGAUGUGGGCACCAGAGUUUUAUGUCGUGACGUACACCGGAGAUAAGGAAAGCCGCUCUGUUAUUCGAGAAAACGAGUUUUCUUUUGAAGACAAUGUCAUGAAAUGUGGAAAGAAGGUGUUCAAAAUGAAAAAAGAAGCCCAAAUAAAAUUCCAUGUGCUGCUGACAUCAUAUGAGCUGAUCACUAUAGACCAUGCUAUACUCGGGUCCAUUGAGUGGGCAUGCCUCGUGGUGGAUGAAGCUCACCGGCUGAAGAACAACCAAUCAAAAUUCUUUAGGGUAUUGAAUAGCUACAAGAUUGACUAUAAGCUGCUGCUAACCGGAACGCCUUUGCAGAAUAAUUUAGAAGAGCUUUUUCACCUCCUCAAUUUCCUGACACCCGAUAGAUUCAACAAUCUGGAUGGUUUCUUAGAAGAAUUUGCUGACAUCUCCAAGGAAGACCAAAUUAAAAAACUUCAUGACUUACUAGGUCCACACAUGCUUCGAAGGCUGAAAGCAGACGUGUUUAAGAACAUGCCAGCCAAAACAGAAUUAAUUGUACGCGUGGAACUUAGCCAAAUGCAGAAGAAGUAUUAUAAGUUUAUACUAACCAGGAAUUUUGAAGCUUUGAACUCCAAAGGUGGAGGAAAUCAGGUGUCAUUGCUCAAUAUCAUGAUGGACUUGAAGAAAUGCUGCAAUCACCCUUACCUUUUCCCUGUGGCUGCUGUGGAAGCUCCCGUCUUACCAAAUGGAUCAUAUGAUGGAAGUUCUUUAGUUAAAUCUUCUGGAAAAUUGAUGCUGCUACAGAAAAUGCUCAAGAAACUGAAGGACGGAGGGCACCGUGUUCUUAUAUUCUCUCAGAUGACAAAAAUGCUGGACUUACUUGAGGACUUUCUUGAAUACGAGGGGUAUAAGUACGAGCGGAUAGAUGGCGGGAUCACAGGAGGACUGCGGCAGGAAGCAAUUGACAGGUUUAAUGCUCCUGGCGCCCAGCAGUUCUGCUUUCUUCUGUCCACAAGAGCCGGAGGUUUAGGAAUAAACUUGGCUACAGCCGAUACAGUUAUCAUUUAUGAUUCAGACUGGAACCCACACAAUGACAUACAGGCUUUCAGCAGAGCUCACAGAAUUGGCCAGAAUAAAAAAGUUAUGAUCUACCGGUUUGUCACAAGAGCGUCUGUAGAAGAGAGAAUCACGCAGGUGGCAAAGAGGAAAAUGAUGCUAACCCACUUGGUUGUCCGUCCAGGACUUGGGUCUAAAUCUGGAUCUAUGACUAAGCAAGAACUGGACGAUAUUUUAAAAUUUGGGACGGAGGAGCUGUUCAAAGAUGAUGUUGAAGGUGACAAUAAAGACGUUGAAGACAGCAGUGUCAUCCAUUAUGAUGACGCUGCCAUUUCCAAACUUUUGGACCGAAACCAAGAUGCCACCGAGGACACAGAAAUCCAGAACAUGAAUGAAUAUCUCAGUUCUUUCAAGGUGGCCCAGUACGUUGUGAGGGAAGAAGACGGCGUGGAGGAGGUGGAACGAGAAAUAAUUAAGCAGGAAGAGAACGUGGAUCCAGAUUAUUGGGAGAAGUUGCUACGGCAUCAUUAUGAGCAACAGCAAGAGGAUCUUGCAAGGAACUUAGGAAAAGGGAAAAGGAUCCGGAAGCAGGUCAACUACAACGAUGCGUCUCAGGAGGACCAAGAAUGGCAAGAUGAGCUUUCUGACAACCAGUCAGAAUACUCAAUAGGUUCAGAAGACGAAGAUGAGGACUUUGAGGAGAAGCCUGAAGGCGGAAGAAGGCAAUCCAGAAGACAGCUGAAAAGUGACCGAGAUAAACCGUUGCCUCCUCUACUGGCGAGAGUCGGAGGAAACAUUGAGGUUCUUGGAUUUAAUGCUCGUCAGCGAAAGGCCUUCUUAAAUGCCAUCAUGAGAUGGGGGAUGCCACCGCAAGAUGCCUUUAAUUCUCACUGGCUGGUGCGAGACCUCAGAGGCAAGAGUGAGAAGGAAUUUAGGGCGUACGUCUCCCUGUUCAUGAGACAUCUAUGUGAACCAGGAGCUGAUGGCGCCGAGGCCUUUGCCGAUGGCGUUCCAAGAGAAGGCCUUUCCCGCCAACACGUUCUUACAAGAAUUGGAGUUAUGUCAUUGGUUCGAAAGAAGGUUCAAGAGUUUGAACAAGUCAACGGGAAAUACAGCACCCCCGAUCUGAUCCCUGAGGGCGUAGAACACAAAAAAACUUUUGAUGUUCUUUCAUCUGAUCCAACCACUCCUGCUCCAGCCAGCCCCGCGUCAAUGCAGCCGAAUGCUGCGCCCCUGACAGAAAAGAAUGAAAUACAAUCAGCUUUAACAGAAGAAAAUGAGAUUAUCGAACAAAAGGUCAAGUCUCACUCACUCGCAGAGACCCAGACUGUAACAAAAUCUGAGAAGACAGACAAUGAAGAAAAAAACGAAUUUGUAGACAUGAAAGACAAGAGAAAAAAGGACACAGAAGAAGAUGAGGAGGGUGAAAAGGAAACAGCGAACGAGAAUUCCAAAGCUGAGCUCCUUCAAGACCAGGAAAAACCUUUAGAAAAGGCAGAAAGGAAUACUACUCAAAACAAAGGGGACGAAAAGGAACCCAAGCCAGAGGAAGAAAACAAAUCGGAUGAAAAGGACGAGAACGAGACGCAGCAGAAUGGAGAAAAUGAAAUAAAGCAGGAAGAAGACGAUGUGAAAAAAGAGGAUAAGAACGGAAAACAUAAAUUCAUGUUUAAUAUUGCAGAUGGAGGAUUUACAGAGCUUCACACGUUAUGGCAAAAUGAAGAAAGAGCUGCCACCACGUCCGGCAAGAUUUAUGAUAUUUGGCACAGAAGGCACGAUUACUGGCUACUCGCUGGGAUUGUCACCCAUGGUUAUGCCCGCUGGCAGGACAUUCAGAACGACUCUCGGUAUUUAAUCUUAAAUGAACCUUUUAAGUCGGAGAUCCACAAAGGCAACUAUUUGGAAAUGAAGAACAAGUUUCUUGCGCGGAGAUUUAAGUUGCUAGAACAAGCGCUUGUGAUUGAGGAACAGCUCCGAAGGGCAGCCUACCUGAACAUGACCCAAGAUCCAACCCAUCCAGCUAUGGCCCUCAACGCUCGACUGGCUGAAGUAGAAUGCCUUGCCGAGAGCCACCAGCAUCUCUCCAAAGAAUCAUUAGCCGGGAACAAGCCUGCCAAUGCAGUCCUGCAUAAAGUUUUGAAUCAGUUAGAGGAGCUGUUGAGUGACAUGAAAGCGGAUGUGACGCGUUUACCCUCAAUGCUCUCUCGAAUACCACCGGUCGCUGCCCGUCUUCAGAUGUCAGAACGGAGCAUCCUUAGCAGGCUGACCAACCGAGGAGGCGACUCUGCAGUCCAGGGAUCAUUUGGAUCCUCUCAAGUGUACAACAAUAAUUUUGGCCCAAAUUUCAGAGGACCUGGUCCAGGCAAUAUAGUCAACUACAGCCAGAUGCCUCUGGGGCCGUACGUGACCGCGCCAAACGGGACACACACAAGUUACCCGGACAAAAAAAACGUAGAUUCCUUGAAGGAUUGUAUGCCAUUGGAGCGUAAAGGGAGACUUAAUGACAUCAUCUUUAUUGAAGAUUAAAUCACAGCCACAAGCGUGAUGAACGCAGAGACAGCCAUAUUCAUACUACGUCCCGCUAAGCGUCACACGGACUGUUCAUUAUAUGUUUUUAUUUUUUGCACUUUUUCUCAAUUGAAGACUUGAAGAGUUUGUCUCGCUGAAAGCGGAAUUACUUACGAAGGAUGGCAGUUUUGUCAUCUCCUUUUAUUGGCCUUUAAAACGAAUCCUGUUUGUUGUCUAAGAGUUUGAGUGCCGGGUAGGGAGUCUGUUUACCCUUUGUGUGCCAAAGGAGUGGGAUGCGCAUUGCUAAUGUUUUCCACCGGCCUGGUGGUCAGAGGGGUCGAAUCUUUGUAUCUUUUUGUUUUUUCGGCGGUCGCAUGCAUUUACUACGCUCUCCAGAUAAGGUUUGGCACUUAUAAAGUUGUUAAUAUUUUUUUCCUCGAUGACUGGAAGUGGGAAUUUCCAAAAUAAAGACUCGCGUUUUGCCGCUGCAGACCUAUUGACUUUACGCUUCUGUCAAGCCUUUGUGCACUAGAACGCUAUUUACAAAGGAUAAGUACGUAACCGUUGGUUAAUUGGAGAAUUAAAGUAUUUGAUCUAUACCGAA